UCGAUUGAACUGUAUCGUACGGUCAAACGUGCACCCAUUUCUGAGUUCGUCUCCAUCCCCAAAUGCUCGUUGUUUCAUACCGCUCUAUAAAGACAUUACCUCAAUUUCAGAGCUUCUUAUCGUCAUAUCCACUGAUCCAAAUCUGUUUUCCUGUAAUCUUUGCAACUGCCUUUGAUUAUCCGGCGACCAGGGUCAAGUUCCGAUGGAUUCUAGCGCUAAGUUAAAGAAGGGAGCAGGUGGAAGAAAGGGCGGCGGUCCGAAGAAGAAGCCAGUUUCCCGCUCCGUUAAGGCCGGUCUCCAGUUCCCCGUCGGUAGAAUUGGUCGGUACUUGAAGAAUGGCCGGUAUGCUCGACGUGUCGGUACCGGAGCUCCGGUCUACUUGGCAGCCGUUCUUGAGUAUCUCGCCGCCGAGGUGUUGGAAUUGGCUGGAAAUGCAGCCCGAGACAACAAGAAGAACAGAAUAAUUCCUAGGCAUGUAUUGUUGGCCAUAAGAAACGAUGAAGAGCUUGGGAAAUUGCUAGCCGGCGUAACGAUUGCACAUGGUGGUGUUCUUCCAAACAUAAACCCAGUUCUGUUGCCUAAGAAGAGUGAAAAAGCAGCCACUAAAGAACCUAAAUCUCCAUCAAAGGCCUCUAAGGCUACAAAAUCCCCAAAAAAGGCUUAGGGUUUUUUGUUCAUCUGAAAAUCUUUGACUUGUUCUUUGCCCAUUUGUAUGUACUUUGUUGGCUUUUUAGAGUCGUCUUCUGUGUUGUUUAUUAAUGUAAGCUCAAACCUGAUCAAUUUGAACACUCUGUAUCACUCCCAUCAUCAUCUUAAUGAUCAAUCCUUGUACUGGUUAUAUGAUUGUUUAGCCA
Molecule: messenger RNA, 854 nt
Organism: Cucurbita maxima (winter squash)
Lineage: Eukaryota; Viridiplantae; Streptophyta; Magnoliopsida; Cucurbitales; Cucurbitaceae
Product: histone H2A
Exons: 2
Coding region: 203-664 (153 amino acids)
Cellular component (GO): nucleosome
Molecular function (GO): protein heterodimerization activity; structural constituent of chromatin; DNA binding
Source: RefSeq, a predicted model, not a curated record